GAGUCGCUGCAGUUCUUGUCGCGUAUCUACAGAAGAAUAUAAUGAUAUCAUAAUAAUUAUUGUUGUAUUAAAGGUUAGUAACAUCGUCGGUUCGACGAGACCCACUGCACGCAGCCGUCAUCGUCACCAGCGUCGCACAGCCUUUUCUGUAUAUAGCAGAUACCCGAACGCUCCUUCUCCUUUCGUUUCUCGACGUCGGCGACCGAACGACGAUAGCGAAGGCGUGCGACGCUGUUACACAACGCUUCGGCCUCGACGGCCACCACCACCACCAUCACCGCCGCCGGUACUGCCUCAGCCACCGCCACUUCCACCGCCGCCGCGCUCGACCAUUACACCGUACAGACAUUGACUCUGCAGUCUUAGCCAGCGUACGGCGAUCCAAAGAAGUUUUUAUUUUUUUAGUGUACAUGACGACGGUAAAUAUUUGUUUUAUUCAAUAAUAUUCGCGCUUUCUCUAUAUGAUUGGUUUUAUCAGACAGUAAUAUACUUACCUUUAUCAUAACCAUUAGUGCGUCUCUCUCGAGUAAAAUCAGAAAUAUACUUUACCGAGCAAGAAACAACCAUUCUACAGUGUACGGCUACAAACAUCUGCAACCUAUUAUCGACAUCACCGGUGGUCAAGAGUCCCAGAAGGUUAUAAGGUCAUUGCCGCUGACACAUAAGUUCACAAUGUUCGCCGACAAGCGGACGACAUACAGAAACGCAGAUGGUGUCAUCGCCACCACAAGUUUAUGACGAAAUAAUCUGCACUAUAAAAUGUACUGGAUUCAUCAUCGGAAUCGAGGAAAACACCUGUGUUUGAUAUAUAUUGCAUGACGUGCUCCGAGUUUUGUUUAAAAGUAUGAAACAAAACACAAUUUAUCCAGAACACAAUUUAACAAUGUCGGUAUUGGUCAUCAUCUUCUCUGCUACUUUACUGGCUUUUGCGGGAACAACAACAGCACAAGGUCAACAGCAGAGAUUCUUUUUGCCUCCGUCCAAUAAUGGGAAUUUCGCUUUACCUCGAGUACAAUUUCAAGAAGAUGCAAAUAGUGCUGAACUGAUUUUACCUCAACGUAGACUAUCUUCUGCUGACCCUUCGCCAAUAUCUAAUCCUAGUUCAUCGAGUUUUUUUUCAUCUCAACAACAGCUUCCACCAGGAACAUUUACAAAUUCUGGACCAUUUUCACGGCCACCGAAUGUCCAGCCAUUUAUUUUAAACGGGCAACAAACACAGUUUCAACCACUUCGAAACUCAGGUUCUUUAAGUUUCGUUGAUGCUGUUUCACCACCAUCCUUCUUUCAACAAGCGCCACAGCGUCCACCAUCAUCACCGCCACAACAACAACAACAACCAAUAACACAACAGCAGUUUAAUUUUUUUCCAAGUAAUUCACAACAACAACGAUUUCGAUCAGCUGUACAACAAAAACAACAACAACGCACAGAACAAUCAGAUUCUACAGACAAUUUUGAUGAACGUCAAAAUGCACAACCCUCGUUAAUAUUACAACAAUCGAGCCAAGAAAGUUUUAAUAGUGAUGCUUCUCGUCGUCCUUUAUCUCAGACUAACGGAGUGAUACCAGUUUCUAGAAAUCCUUCACCCACAGGGGGAAUUAGAUGGUGGAAUCCUACAACGGCUGACACAGAAUUAGUGGUCGUAAGCGAUGAAGACACAGCAGAUGGAAUUAAUAUAAAAGACGAUACUGUAGAAUUAACCCAUCAAAGACAAAACCAACCACCAAAACGUGGACGUGGUCAACCACAACAGCAACAGCCUAAGCGAAGACCCAUAACUACACCAGAGCCAUCUUCAGUUAUUAACUUAGAAGAACAACAAGAACCAGCUGCUAUUGGAUUUACAGUGAUACACGAUGACAAUGAUGAUCGACCAACGUGGUCUCAACCAAUAAUUACUACACAUAGGCCACAACCGGGGCCAAAUGUUUUUAGAAAUAGAAACCAACCUGCAGUAGUUUCAGGAUCGGUGAUAAAUCGGCGGCCUACUACACUUAGUCCCUUAUCUUUUAUAGAAUCUUCUUCUACGACUAUACGAUCUGCGCCACAGCAACCUUCAGCAUCUUUUGGAACAGUUAAUAGACAACAGACAACUACUGUAAGAAGUAGAAAAUCAUCAUUGUUUCCUACAACCACAACUACAAUGAAUACUUUAGAUUAUGAGCAGGAAGAAGAAGACGAAGAAGAACAACCUGUGGAAGAAAAGCGUCAAUUCCAACCACGAAAGUCUAUAACGACAACGACACAACCACCUACAGUUCCAAUUACAACCUUGAGAACUGCCCUAAGACCAAGAAUAAAUUCUUUAACAACUUCGAUUCCACAACAACAACGGAUGAAAAAAAUUGUGAACAACCCUGCAAUAAUUCAAAGUAUAAACACUAGAAAACCAUCAAUAACAAGUACUACUACAUUAGCUCCUACAACUACUACAGAACAGCAAAUAGUAGAAGAAUAUGAAGAAUAUGAAGAUAUAGAACAUACAACAACAGGUUUUACAACAACUGAAAUACCAUCAAAUAAAAAACAAACAAAAAUUCCAUCUGUAAACCAAUCGUCUACAGUAACAAUAAAUCAGAAAAAUAAUAAUAGUUCGAUGGUAACUACUGAAAGUUGGGUUGUAGUCGCAAGUGUACAGACUAGUAGAUCAGUUUCAUCAUCGUCGUCAAUGGUAGGGGGUGGAACAAAUAAGAAUCAUUCUGCGCAAGAGUUAACUACGGCUACAGCACCUACUCCUACAACAAAACACAGGUUUAAUAAUAAACCUACAAUAACAACUACUAGCACAACAACAGUAGAAAGUAUCAUUGAUAAAUUAGAUAGAGUUCAGUCGGAACUUUCAAAUGGUAUAUUGUACGGUAGCUCUUCCAAUACAAAUAAUGGUAGCCGUAUUUUGACUGAUAUGCAGAGUAGUGGUAACAAUGAUGAUAAACGAAAUGAUGUAAUUAUAUCAUCAUUUACUACUCCAACUACUGAAAAAACAACCAAGACUUUAACAAGUACAAUGGCCCCCACAACUACUACUACAAGUACCCCUAUUACUUCCAGUUCUCCCAUCACUACCACGUCUUCUAGCACUACCAGUGCUCCCAGUACUACUAAACAAUCUGACAAAGAAGAAGACGAGGACGAAGAUAAAGAAGAAGAAGAAAAAGAAGACGAAUCGGACGACUCCGAUAAAGAAACAACAUUUGUUCGAAAAUUUGUACCUUCUAAACAGAGAACUACUACUGUUGCUUCUAUUACUACAACCAGCACAGCCAAACCUUCAAUUCAAGUUGGAAAGAAAAAUAGAUUAAUAGAUUCUGUUAAAUUUGACGAUUUAUUAACUAGUGGAUUACUUCCAGCUGGGUUUAAUCCAAAGCCACCCCCAGCAUAUAAAUCUAAGACGAUUACAACCACAACUACAACUGAAACACCUUCACCAGUUACUAAUAACAUUAGUAGCUCUCAACCAAAAGAUAUUAGUAGUAGUAUUUCUACUAGUACUGCACCCAGUACAACUACAACAAAAGCAAAAUCGUCAGGUUUGAAUAUUAAAUUUGUGGAUGACUCUUCAGCAUUAGCUUCCCUAUUACCACCAGGAUUUAAAUUAGAAGAUGCUAUUAAACCUGUUGAAGUUUUGUCACCUUCAUUACUACCACCAGGAUUCAAACUACCAACUGAAAAUGAUGAAACUAAUAAUAAAAAUAAAGAGCAAGAAUCGAUUACAACAACUGCUGUACCAACGACUGACGUUCCGUUAACUACUACUACAACAACAAUUGCUAGUAGUACAUCAGGAAUAGUUUUUCCUAAUAGUGGAAAAGGAACAAAUAGUUCUGGAACCAGGAAACCAUUGCCUUCUAGUAAAAAAAUGCAAGCUGCAGUUACUAUAGCACCUACUAUUCAGAAAGGAUGGCCAGUUAGGGUUGUAACUGAGUUCACUGGCUGGUCUACUCCAUCAACAACACCAUUGUCUAUUGAAAAAUUGUUACAACAGUCUAAAGCAUCUGAAUUAGCUGCUAUGACAUCUACUUUAGAGCCAACUACUAGCACUACAACUACUACAACAACUACCACAACUACUAUGAAACCACCUCCAACUACAACACCCGGCCAAUGUUCUGAAAAUGAUUCAGUGUGUGAACUUGUUGGUACAGUGCGAUUAGUUGGUUCUGGGUCAGAGAAAUGGGUACCUGAGUUAUUAGACCACAAUACUGCAGAAUGGAGGUUACUAGCAAACGAAAUUGAAACCCAACUAGAUAAAGUAUACAGUAAAUCACCGGCAUUGAGCAAAUGGUAUAAGACAAUAACCAUCGAUUCAUUCAGUCCUGGAAGUAAUGCAAUCAGUAAUGGGAAACCCGAUAAAAAUGCUGGGGUUAUCGUUGAUUUCUUCGUGCAACUUAAUCAACUUGGACGUACAGUCAGUACCGCUGAUAUUCGACGUCUAUUUCAUGAAACAUUACAAAAAGAAGGAAAUCUAGGAUCAUCCGCACAACCAUUACAAUACGGAAAUGGUGGUGAUUAUGAAGGCCUUUAUUUAAAAUUAGGAAGGUUUACUGUUGACCCAGCACGUACAGACUUUAUAGUAUUACCUAAGCCUAUUAGAAGUGUGACAGCAACCGCUGGAACUGAUGACGCGUGGUUACCACAAUGGGCUGUAGCUGUUAUGGUUAUUGGCCUUGCUUCAUUACUUUUCGUAUUAAUAUUUGGCAUAACAGUGCUCGUAAGUCGUAAUAAAAACAAUAAAAAAGUACCUCCACCGACCCUGCAAGCAUCCAUGAUGGCUGAUGAUCAAAAUCAACAUAUAUAUGGUACGGGUAAAAAUGGUCCAACUACUGGAAGUCGUCAUAUGAUGCAUCAUCCACCGUCCCAUUCUAAUUCUAACUAUAACAUUAGUUCAUAUGGUUAUGAUAAUUAUGCGAUUGAUGAUGACAUGAUGAUGUUAGACGAAGACGAUUUAGAAGACGUGGAUCGUUUGUACGACAUGGAUGCGGUUUGGUCCGAUCAUGAUCACGAAAAAGUCAAAGUCCCACCGAGUAUUGCGGGGAAAAAGCACCGAGACACACAACACGGUGGUCAUUAUGAUAGUUGGCGAUCAACAGCGUUGUCCCCUCAGACAUUAACACCAGUUCAAACUGGAUAUUAUACUGGCGGUAGUGGUUAUGGUUACGGCACAGAUCCAAGUGGUUACGGAGCUGAAAGACGACAUUAUCACCGUGAAGCCACAUCUGUUGCAAGUCCACGAUCGCAUCAUCAUUAUCCAAGCUCUCACCAUAAUCCCAAUGCUUCUUAUACAACUGGACCGAGGAAACCACCUCAGCAGUAUCACCCCGACUACGACACCGAUUUUUAAUACAUUUUUAUUCGUUUCUAAAACGUAAUUUUCAGUUGCCAUUUAGAUUGAUGCCUAUUAAGAAUUUCCAGUGAUAAAUUAAAAGUAUUACUGUGUACAUAAUAAUACUCGCUCAUUUAUUAUUUUUGUAUUCUUUUUUGUAUUACUUUAUUUAAAAUAAUAUAUAGGUAUUAAAGUUAUAGGUACUAUCUCUUCGAAGUGAAUCAUAAUUUAAUCAUUUUAUACAACGUAUAACUCUAGUCAAACAACUGCUGAAAGUAAAUUCAAUUGUAUGACAAAACUAUUCGAACGAAAUAUUAUGUGAUUUUAUACUUACUUUUUAUACCUCUUUAGAUUUUUUCAUUUUACUAUAUUAUUAAACAAUUUAUUAUAUGUAUAUUUUUAUUAAAAAAAAUUACCUUAUGAAUUUAAGCAUUUUACUUUUACACGAUAUAUUUUUAUUUUUUAUUUAUAUAUUUUUUUACAAACACUAAAUAUCGAUUAUUAUAUUGUAGAGGUGCUAUACUUAGUUCAAAUUUUAUCUUCAACUUAGUAUAUCUCUAUAACAAAUAAUUUUAGAAUGCUCAGUUUAGUGAAAAAAGUUUGAUCUUACUAUUCUUACUUUAAAUAUACAAAUAAGGAAUUGAAGUACUGUUCACACUCAAGUGUACAAUUUUAUUUUAUUUUUAAAUGGCUGCUAAAUUAGGUGAUAAGUGUUUAGUCAUACAAAUAAAAUAAAAUCAGAAAUGAGAGUUUUAUUAGUACUUUAUUACUUGUUUAAAUAUUUAAUAUCAGUAUAACCAAAUUCAUUCUAAAAUCAGCCUUCUAUAGCCAUUUGUUUAUGGAGAUAUUCUAAUUUAAAGUUCAAAUUAAUAAUAAUUAAUAAAAAUACUUUAUAGCUUAUGAAAUAACAUUAGCAACAAUUAAUUCCGUAAUUGUUUGACUCAAAUUAAACUUAAUUAAAAAAAAACUACUUUAAAUUUUACGGUCUUAAUUAUUUUCAUAUAUUUGUUUUAUAAAUAAAAUUAGGUAUGUACAUAAAAACAUAAUAUAUUAUUACGUAAUUUUAAUAAAACACAUUUUUAAAUGAUUAUUUAAGUUAUUAUUCAAUUUUCUUGGUUCAUACUAAUCUUAUAUUUUAUUUUUUUUUAAAAUAAAUUACGUAACUUAAAAGUUAAAACAUUGAUCAAAACUAAGCACGGUAUUAUUCAAAAUAUCGUGUUGAUAAUGAUAAAUGUAUCAUUGAUAAAAAUUACCAUUAAAAUAUUUAAAUUAUUCUCCAAGUAUAGCACUUCUAUGGAAUUAUUAUUAUUGUAAAUUUUUAUGAUAUCUUGUGUUAACUAAUUAUUGUUAUUAUAAUAUAUUAUAUGUAUAUAUUGCAA
Messenger RNA from Rhopalosiphum padi (bird cherry-oat aphid), 6699 nucleotides. Its product is annotated as mucin-5AC-like. Bases 845 to 5338 code for a protein of 1497 amino acids. The record is from RefSeq and is a predicted model, not a curated record. The transcript is spliced from 11 exons. Lineage: Eukaryota; Metazoa; Arthropoda; Insecta; Hemiptera; Aphididae.